CCGUCCUGCACGCUGUCCUAGUUUCACAACCAGGAAGUGAAAUAUACGACUGGCAGCAGUGUGAAUGGGUUGUUGAAUGUGCGCGCUGUGGCAAACCUACGUUAUCAAACCGUGGUGAUUUAACGAGUUGUAAUUAGCGAUGUCUCCUGAUGAGCUGGUGUACUUGGGAGUUCUUGCUGCAUCCAUCCCUGUUGGGUUCCUCUUCCGUUACCUCAGUCCUCCUGUGAAGCAGGGGGCUGGUCUUCUUCUGGGCCUCUCUAUCGCCAUCGCUACCUGCCACAUCCACACCCUCCACUCUCUUGCCACCGUGAUUGGAAUAUGGAUUAUUAUAAAGAGCAGCUGGCGGCAUGCCCCAGCAUUGAGUCUCACCUGGACCUUUCUCUACCUCCUCUUCUUCCGUCUCGCUACGUGGUUCGGUCUGCCACAACCGACACCCUUCGCCAACGCCAUCCAGCUGCUUCUCACUCUCAAGAUGGUGAGUCUGGCUAACGAGGUGUACACCUUCCACAUUGAGAAGAAGAAUGAAGUGAGCUCUUUCGCCAAGUCCCCCGUCAUCGGCGGUCUGUCCCAGGAGCCCUCGCUCUACGAUAUUCUGUCCUACAGCUACUGCUAUGCCGGGAUAAUGACUGGUCCCUUCUUUCGCUUCCAAACGUACGCCGACUGGCUGCGGCAGCCCAGCCCGCAGGCCCUGCCCGGCUGGGUGCCGUGCCUGCAGCGCUUGAAGCUGGUUCCCGUGUACGCCGCUUUGUUCCUGUCGGUCAACUCUGUCUUCCCUCUGGCCUACGUUCGCACAGAGGAGUUUCUGGACCGGAACGUUUUCUUUAGGGUCUUCUACAUGGUAGCAGUGUUCUUCGUGUUUAGGAUGCGUUUCUACGCAGCCUGGUGUGGAGCCGAGGCUGGUUGUAUCAGCGCAGGUCUUGGCUGCUAUCCCAAAAAGGCGCUGUCCAAACCUGGAGGAGGACCCUCCGUCACCUACAGUCCCGAUCCAUCGAUUGAAGAGAAAUACGACUUCAAAACCAUCCAGAACAUCGACUGCUACAACACAGACUUCUGUGUGAAGGUCCGCCAUGGCAUGCGCUACUGGAACAUGACGGUGCAGUGGUGGCUGCAUCACUACAUCUACCCUAAUGCCCCCUUCAAAGCCUACGCUCUCAGGGCCGGCUGGACCAUGUUUAUCAGCGCCUACUGGCACGGACUACAUGUCGGCUACUACCUCUCCUUCCUCACCAUCCCCCUGUGCAUCGCUGCCGAGACGGCCAUGGAGGCCUCUGUCCGAGCUAGACUGGGUCCUUCUGGUCAGAACAUCUUUGACUGGGUCCAUUGGUUCCUGAAGAUGAGGGCCUACGACUACAUGUGCAUGGGCUUUGUGCUGCUGAAAGCCUCGGACACCAUCAAUUACUGGACCUCCAUCUACUUUAUCAUUCACGUCAUCGCCGUUUGCUGCAUCAUAGUUGGCAGGGUUCUGAAGGGAGGGAAGCGGGAAGGAAGCCGAGGGGACAAGGGGGAGAAAAAAGAGGUGGAGGAGAAACCUGGGGAGAAAACGGACUGAAAGAAGAUACAGGAGAGAACUGGGUGGGGACCUUUUGGGGCCAUGAAGAGGAAUUACAUCAAGACUAGAAUUUAUAAACAUAAAGUGCACCAACUUUCAUCUUUCUAGAAACAAACAGCAGGUCCAAUAAGAUUCAUUGUGAGAAAAAUUGGGAAAAUCUGGUAAUUGAACUUAAAAGCACUGUGAAUACUGGGAGAGGAAUGUUUGAGCUCAAGGAAUGUUGAGAGUAGAGAAUGGAGAGUAGUUAAUAGUUUAAAAGCAUCUGCCUGUACAGAAUGUGGGCUUUUAUUUCCCAAUAUUCUCCCUUGCUUUAAGUGUCUAAGUGAACUAUAUUUCAAUUGUCAUGUUAUAAAAACAGGCAGUAAGGUUUAUUUAACCAAUGAUAAAUCUAAUCCUCGUAACACAAAUGUCUUUACGCCCUCACACAAAUGCAAUACAAUACAACACAAUGACACAUUUUGAGUGUGAUUGAAUUGAGUUUCCAAAAACAACCAAACUUUCCAGCAGUGAUCAGUAAUGUGUUAAAGUAUGUUUCUACACAAGGACAGAAUGGACAGUGUGAUUGAAAAAUGUGUCUUUCAUGUGUUUUUGAAUUUCCUAAUUUUACAAAAUAUUUCUAUUGCCAUUUGGACUUUUUUUAUGGUUAAAUGCUGAGAAAGUUCAAUGUAAAACCUACUAAACUACACGGUCCAGAGUACAUGUCAUGUCAUUUUUGUCUAAUUACGUUAGGACUUUUAGAGUUUAGGUUGGUUUUCCAGCAUUAUAUUGUUCCUCAAAUUAUAUUUCUUUUGUUUUACUCCCUGGAUCCAUUGAACCAAAAGGUCUCUGUUGUUCUGCCUGUAAGUGAGCGCAUAUCAGGAACAUCUGCACUGACCGCUCCAUAGCGCUGUUGUACAUAUUACAAGUGUAAGAGAGCAACGCUCCCUUCGCUGCCACAAUGUCUCUACUGCCUUCCUUCAUGUACCGUUCACGGUUAGGACCAAACAUUUGAUACAAGACGUCGCCAAUUUAACUAUAAUCUGCUAAUGUAAUUCAUGAAAAACAGCACAGCUGGGGCCGGGCAAUAUGGUUGAAGUCACAAUGGAUCAAGCUAUUUCCUGAUAUUGAUGUAUGCCAUGAUGUAAAAAAAGAAAAAUGCAUCAAUAAUAUAAUAAAACUGAUGUUCAAUAAACUGUCACUACGUUAUGCGUUACAUGUGACUAAACUUAUAAUAACAAGACAAAUGUUUUUAAUUAAACAUUUACUGGGAUAAAUGUCUGUGAUCAUAUCGCUCAAAGGCUUCUGCUGAAAGUUGACACGUGAUAUGGACUCAUCGCCCGGCCCUCAACCCGUGAUUAACAGUUGGAAAAGUGUCCUUUCACUCACUCCCGUCUGACAUUUUGUGAUAACUGCGUCUGUGUUUUAAAGGAUGACAGCAGAAUGCAAAGGUCUUUUCUAGCAUUGUGUUUUGUUCUUUAUAUGUUAAAUAAUGUCAAUAACACAUCAACUGUACCAUCUCUGUGCCACGACUUAACCCUUGUAGAAAUGAUCCCCUUUGUUUUUUGUUAUUGCUCAGUGAUGAUUGUGACUCAUCUCCACACUAUUUAUUUUUAAGCAUUUGUAGCUUCGCACGCAGCACCGACUGUAACAUCUACUGUAACACGACUGUAACAUCUACUGUAACACAACUGUAACAUCGACUGUAACACGACUGUAACACGACUGUAACAUCUACUGUAACAUCUACUGUAACACAACUGUAACAUCGACUGUAACACGACUGUAACACGACUGUAACAUCUACUGUAACAUCUACUGUAACACGACUUUAACAUCGACUGUAACAUCUACUGUAACACGACUGUAACAUCUACUGUAACAUCUACUGUAACACGACUGAGUGCUUGGUAUCAGUGUUACUUUUACAUAUUACAGAAUACUUCAAUGUUACUGGCCUCAUGUACAUCACUAAGAUAAUUAUUUUAGAGUUGUUUCAGUUGUCCGACUGGGGAAUCAUUAACUCUCCCACAUAAAAAAUAAAAAACACGGCUGCUUAGUCACCACACAA
Messenger RNA from Pungitius pungitius (ninespine stickleback), 3596 nucleotides. It is a transcript of the gene mboat7, whose product is annotated as membrane bound O-acyltransferase domain containing 7. Bases 140 to 1549 code for a protein of 469 amino acids. The transcript is spliced from 9 exons. Lineage: Eukaryota; Metazoa; Chordata; Actinopteri; Perciformes; Gasterosteidae. Gene Ontology annotation, cellular component: membrane; mitochondria-associated endoplasmic reticulum membrane contact site. The record is from RefSeq and is a predicted model, not a curated record. Gene Ontology annotation, molecular function: lysophospholipid acyltransferase activity. Gene Ontology annotation, biological process: lipid modification; phosphatidylinositol biosynthetic process.